Odobenus rosmarus divergens (Pacific walrus) is the source of this 3147-nucleotide messenger RNA. It is a transcript of the gene AKAP2, whose product is annotated as paralemmin 2. The transcript has 7 exons. Gene Ontology annotation, cellular component: membrane. NCBI's taxonomy places the organism in Eukaryota, Metazoa, Chordata, Mammalia, Carnivora, Odobenidae. Gene Ontology annotation, biological process: regulation of cell shape. The coding region runs from base 260 to 1495 and encodes 411 amino acids. The record is from RefSeq and is a predicted model, not a curated record.
UGCAGUUAGCGGCGGCGCUGGGGCGCAUCCAGGCGGCCGGGCGGGCGGGGGCCGGAGGCUGAGCCGCGGUGAGCCAGCCGUGAGCACAGCUCUGCCCGCCACCCGCCCCUCCUCCCCCAGCGGAUCCCCGGCCGCCCCUCGGCUCUCCCCCGGGCUUCUAGCGCAGCCCCCCGGGGUGCCCAUCCAUUUCCUUGGGUGACUACAGCGUGUGUCUUGUUUUUCUUUCUUUUUCUCCCCUCCCUGUGUGCCCUUCUCCAGGAUGGCAGAGGCGGAGUUGCACAAGGAAAGGCUGCAAGCCAUAGCAGAAAAAAGAAAGAGGCAGACUGAAAUAGAAGGCAAGCGACAGGAACUUGAUGAGCAGAUACUUCUGCUGCAGCAUUCCAAGUCCAAAGUGCUUCGGGAAAAAUGGCUGCUGCAGGGUAUCCCCGCUGGAACUGCCGAAGAGGAGGAAGCCAGGAGGCGGCAGUCUGAGGAAGAUGAGUUCAGAGUCAAACAACUGGAAGAUAACAUCCAGAGGCUGGAGCAGGAAAUCCAAGCGCUAGAAAGCGAAGAGUCCCAGAUAUCUGCCAAAGAGCAAAUCAUCCUAGAGAAACUAAAGGAGACAGAAAAAUCCUUUAAGGACUUUCAGAAGAGCUUCUCCAGUGUGGAUGGAGAUGCAGUAAAUUACAUUUCCUCUCAGCUCCCCGACCUGCCAAUCCUCUGUUCACGAACAGCAGAACCAUCACCUGGGCAGGACGGGACUAGCAGAGCCGCUGCUGUGUACGCCAUGGAAAUUAAUGUGGAGAAAGACAAACAAACAGGAGAGACCAAGAUUCUCUCUGCAUCCACCAUUGGCCCAGAGGGGGUCCAUCAGAGAGGAGUCAAAGUCUAUGAUGACGGUACCAAAGUAGUAUAUGAGGUGCACUCAGGAGGCACUGUGGUAGAAAAUGGAGUGCACAAGUUAAGCUCAAAGGAUGUAGAAGCGCUUAUUCAGAAGGCGGGACAAUCAAGCUUCAGAGGAGGGCACGUGUCAGAAAGAACUGUGAUCGCAGAUGGGAGCCUCGGCCACCCGAAGGAACACAUGCUCUGCAAAGAAGCCAAGUUAGAAAUGGUACAUAAGUCUAGGAAAGAUCAUUCUUCCGGGACCCCAGGGCAGCAGCCCCAAGCCCCCAGCUCUGAAGGGCCCGAGGCCAACUUGGAUCAACCAGUCACCAUGAUUUUCAUGGGGUACCAAAAUAUCGAGGAUGAAGAGGAGACGAAGAAGGUGCUAGGCUAUGAUGAAACCAUCAAGGCGGAAUUGGUCCUCAUUGACGAAGACGAUGAGAAGUCAUUGAGGGAGAAGACAGUGACAGACGUGUCCACCAUCGAUGGGAAUGCAGCUGAGCUUGUGUCCGGGAGGCUGGUCUCAGACACCACAGAGCCCUCAUCCCCAGAAGGAAAGGAAGAGAGCCUGGCCACAGAGCCAGCCCCAGGUACCCAAAAGAAAAAGCGCUGUCAAUGCUGUGUUGUCAUGUGACCACUUCUUUCUUCCCUUUUCUUCUGGGCAGCCUCUGGGCUCUCUACCACUUCCGUACACCUCACUGUACCACUAACUGCAAUACUGUGAACUGGAAGCAAACACCUGCUUUGCCUUGCAGUUGGAUUGCUUGGGUCUCUCUUAUUUUUCUCCCCCUUUCAUUUUUCUCCAGUUUCCUCACCUGAGAGACAACGUGCAUGUGUGUGCUUCAAUCUUUCCAAGAACUUGCUUUUCCUCUAAACCUUUCCUUGUGUCUUCAAGAGUGAAUCAGUUUCUUACUGCUCAGUUGGAAUGGACUCUUCACAUCAGCCCGUUCUAUAGUAGCCUUAAUUCACUUGACUGGAAUUGAACCCAUGGCAUUGGGGGUUUCAUGUUGUAGCGUGUUCCUAUAAUGUAGUCACACGUCACCACGUCGCUGACUUCCCACUUGCUUCCCUUGCUGUGGAUCUUUGCUUUUAUAUCAUGUGUGGUAAAAUGCUGUUGGCUCCAGCUGGUUGUUAGCGUGGCCAAAAGUGGACCUUACUUAGUCUGUUCAAUCUAGGGUGAUGCUUUUUGCUGCCUUACAUAAGCUUCCAGAUUACAGUAUUGUGCAUCUAUGGCUUUCCUUCUGUUAAAACUGAAAUGAAGUUUGAUGUAAAAGAAAAGGAACCCGGUGCGUGUCACAGCUGAAAUGUAGGACUGAUUCCGUAACCUGCCCAUCAGCAGCCAUCUCUUUCUGUGGCUUAACUGAUGGACCCUUUAUAUAUGAAGCACCAUUUUUAAUUUUCUAAGGACAUGAAGCAAACAUUGUUUUGAGCAUUCGUAGUAAUCUCUAAACUUAGGCAUAUCCAUGAGCCUUGCUUCUAUUCUCUCAGAAAAAAAAAUGUAAAUUUUUAUAUUGUUUUCUUUUUCACGGAUAUUUUCUGAUCAUGUUAAUCUAUUUUCAACGAAGGAAUCAUUUUGAGGAGUAUCUCUGCAGUGACCAUAUUUCUAGAACAGUCUUUCUGACCUACCAUGGUUGCUGCCAAGUUUCCACUUCAUUGUGGAUGGACGGUGCUGGAACUGAAUUUACCUGUUCAUCUCCCCUGCCCACUUGAUUACAGAGCCUUACUUCUGGACUCUUUUCUUUCUGUCCCCAUGAGAAAGAGAAUGUUUCCCGUAACGUCAUGAUGUAGGUUUAUCUACCCUUCAAAAUAAGUUUGAAAAUGUAAAAAAUGUGUAAGAAAGACCUGUCUUCUCCACAUUAAGUACUUAAACUCAUUCCACAAGUACCAAUUGAGUGGCACAUAGCUGAGCUUCCUAAGGCAUGUUUCUUAAACUUCUGGAGAUUUCAGUACAUCAAAGAAUAGUUUGUUUUUUUUUUUUAAUCUAGACCACAAUGAACAAUUCUUUAAAUAAAUUCUUAGCAUUCUCCCAAAGCAAGCAACCACAUGUGUAGUAAAACCAAAGGGAAGCAAUAGAGUAAAAAAAAUAAUAUAGUAAUAAAAUAAAGAUGUAACAUUUUAACUGGUUCUAAUAACAGAGAUCUCUUAACUUGAAGUUAUUUGCCCAGAUGUUCACAACACUGUUGUAAAUCAUUCACAAAAUAUAUCUAUGUUCUAUAGAACAUAGUUUUAAAAAACAUACAGUAAGUCAUGCUCCAUCAAGUCUAACCUCUGUAGAAAGCAGACAAG